AUGCCGCCCAAGAAGCAGAAGCGCGCGCCGAGGCGCCGCGCGCCGGGCGGAGGCACGAUCGCCGCGCUCCUCGCGACGCUCGACGUCCCCGCCGACGCGCUCGCGGCGGCGAACACCCUGGAGGAGGAGUUCAACGUCAUCAAACGCGCGUUUCACGUCGCGGCGAAGACGCAUCACCCGGACAAGGGCGGCGACGAGGCGGCGUUCCGCGACGUCCGCGCGGCGUUCGACGUGCUCAAGCAGAAAUUCACGGACGCCUCGGGCGGGUCGUUCUCGUACAAGACCGCGCGCGGCUCGAAAGCGUCCACGGCGAAGGAGUGGAAAGACGCGAGCGCGACGGCGGACGACACGCACCGGCCGUCGUACGACUUCUACGCCGCCGCCGCGGAGGCGGACAUGCCGUUGUAUCGCGCCGAGCUCGCGAAGAGUAACCGGAGCAAGUGCAACGCGGACGACGGCAAGAACCGCCACAACUGCAAGUUCGAAGACCCGUUCAAGAUCCCGAAGGGUCACGUCCGAAUCGGCGUGUUGGACGCGCAGAGCGGCGGGCGCGUUUUAUACACCGGUCCCCAUACGACCCCGUUCGCGUGGUGA
This is a messenger RNA of Micromonas pusilla CCMP1545, 594 nucleotides long. RefSeq lists its product as uncharacterized. The record is from RefSeq and is a predicted model, not a curated record. Lineage: Eukaryota; Viridiplantae; Chlorophyta; Mamiellophyceae; Mamiellales; Mamiellaceae. The transcript has 2 exons. Gene Ontology annotation, molecular function: zinc ion binding; DNA binding. Bases 1 to 594 code for a protein of 197 amino acids.